CUGGAGCACUCUACUCUAUCGCUCGACGAAGCCAGCCGGCAUUGCGUGGCAGGCCUCCAGAGCGGCAUCACACCAUUUGUACGAGUUCCGCACCAGUGUGGUAACGGGUUCGUGCAGCGUGUACUUGAUGGCGGUGCGAUGGGAGUUGUGUUCCCUCACAUUCACAACGUCGACGAUGCCAAAUCCGCCGUCGCCAUCUCCAAAUAUCCCCCUCUCGGUGUCCGCUCUAUGACGGGACAGCUACCCCUAUUCGACCUAAAGCCGACGCCUGUCGAUAGCAUCAUCGACCAGACCAACAAAAUCGGAUCUUCAGUGAUCCUUAUGAUAGAGACGCGCGAGAGCGUUGACAAUGUGAACGCCAUCGCCGCUAUCGAAGGCAUCGACGUGCUCUUAAUUGGCUCCAACGACCUCGCAAUCGAGCUCGGCGUCCCCGGCGACUUCGGCAGCAAGGCGUAUCGCAACGCACUGGAAUCAGUCAGCUCCGCUUGCAAGGCCCACGGCAAGAUAUUCGGCCUGGCUGGGGUUUACGACGCGCCAGAGCUUCAGCGAUGGGCCGUUGGUGAGCUAGGGGCGAGGUUCAUCCUGGGACAACAGGAUUCGGGACUUCUGGCGUCGGGGUCCAAGAAAUGUAUUGAAUCUUUGAAUAGCAUUAUCUGA
Colletotrichum karsti is the source of this 657-nucleotide messenger RNA. RefSeq lists its product as uncharacterized. Gene Ontology annotation, cellular component: cytoplasm. The record is from RefSeq and is a predicted model, not a curated record. NCBI's taxonomy places the organism in Eukaryota, Fungi, Ascomycota, Sordariomycetes, Glomerellales, Glomerellaceae. Gene Ontology annotation, molecular function: aldehyde-lyase activity. The transcript is spliced from 2 exons.